GAAAAUUUCUUUUCAAGCGUGGCUUCCUUCGCGUGCAGCAGCGUUGUUCAGUCGAAGCCGUGAGUGUUGAACUUUAUUAGUUGGUCGAAGUAGGCUUUUUAUUGAUCACAGUCCAACUACAAUACAGUUAGUUCGUUAGAUCAGGAUCUAGUUAGGGUAGUUUUACGCGCAAGUGAAAAAAUAAGCUCUUGAGCAGUGUCGCAAAAGGAACCUUACCAACAUCUCAUCCGCUGAGACCAACGUAGGCAAAAAGAUGGCAGAAGUACAGGACACCGAAAUGAAUGGUGCGGGUGUGGAGGCUGCACAGGAAAAUGGAAACAAUCAGCCUGCUACUGAUCAAAGUAGUGCAACUACAAACGAAGGUACUGCUUCCACAACCAACGGAAGUACCACCGAAACCAGCAGUACCAAUAGCCACAGUGUGCGUGAUGAUGACAGAAAAUUAUUCGUUGGUGGACUUAGUUGGGAAACAUCUGACAAGGAUCUUAAAGAACACUUCAGUGCUUACGGCGACAUAGAAAGCAUCAAUGUGAAGACGGAUCCCAACACAGGCAGGUCGCGAGGCUUCGCCUUUAUCGUUUACAAAAACGCCGAUUCGAUCGAGAAGGUCGUGGCGGCCGGUGAUCAUGUCAUCAACAACAAAAAGGUCGACCCGAAGAAGGCGAAGGCUCGCUACGGGAAAAUUUUUGUUGGUGGCCUUACAUCGGAAAUCAGUGACGAGGAAAUCAAAAUAUUUUUCGGGCAAUUUGGCAACAUUGUAGAGGUAGAGAUGCCGUUCGACAAACAGAAGAAUCAACGUAAAGGGUUUUGCUUCAUCACGUUCGACUCCGAGCAGGUUGUGAACGAAUUGCUGAAAACCCCGAAACAAACCAUCUCCGGAAAAGAAGUAGAUGUAAAGAAGGCAACGCCAAAGCCAGACAACAUGGGCCCCAUGGGUCCGAUGGGCGGGCGUGGUGGUAUGCGUGGCCCUCCACCCCGUGGCAUGCGAGGAGGUCGUGGCGGACCAGGUGGUCCUAAAGGCUACGGACAAGGAUGGGGCGGUCAAGGCUACGGAGGCUACGGUUACGGACAAGGAUAUGGCGGAGGAUAUGGUGAUUAUCAAUGCGAUUAUUUCGGCGGGUUUGGAGGAGGAGGAAGUUGCUACACACCUAGUUACGAUUAUGCCAAUCAUUACGGGUAUGAUGACUACGGUUAUGGCGGAUACGACGGAGGUUACAUGAACGGAGGACGUCCUGGUGGACCACGUGGAGGGGGUAAAGGUGGCGCUGGUGGAUAUGGUGGUGGUAAACAGCGUGGUGGUGGAGGUAGUGGACGCCAACCUCGCCAUACACCCUACUAAACAAAAUUCCCAGCAUCUUGGGAAAGGAUCAAGAGUUGAAGAGGGAAUAAGGAAAGAGGGAAACAGAGAGGAACAGAGAGAGAGAGAGAGAGAGAGAGAGAGAGAGAGAGAGAGAGAGAGCACCUCAGCAUUUCAGCGUCAUAUAAGUAUGCAUUCGUCGUCGUCAUUCAGCGAUUCGUCAUAUAAUUAUGCAUGUGGCUACUGCUACUCGGUACGGUACUUUUUAUGUAUCGUCCAUCAGGAUAUGCGAGAAAAGAAAAUACCUUUAAACAUGGUUCUAUUGGGACGUAUAUCAGAUGAAUCCGUUCUAUAAGGCCUUUCCAAUUUACUCACACACAGCAUGAAACAGAAAUAUUGUAUAAACUAGCGAUAGAUUACAUCUCUUUUAGUUAUAAGACAGGCCCAAGUUGUAACAAUACUAGAAUUCUACCACUAGGACAGGACAAUAUUUAUCAGUUUGUUUUUAUUCAAAUGAAGCGCGAUUAGUUCUCUAACUCUAGCGUCUAGCGAAAUUCAAUAAUGCAACCAUGGCCUGAGAAUCAGCUGUUUUAGUUUUCUCAACUCAUCUAAAGAAACCCCGUACUACAAAUGUAGGUUUUUUGGUGCGUCCCUAAGAUGCCCAGACUCCGACUUUUGCGAUAGCGACAAAAGCACACAUUCAUUUAAUAGUUGUAAUUGUGAAGCACACACAGUCAUUACUGCAUAGUUGAUGCAAUUAUUUGCGCUGUGCUCAUUGUCUGAAUCGAUAUGUUGCAGCAGCCCAAUCCCAUUUUAGAAUGAUAGUCCAAAACAUAGGGGUCCCUAAUGAACGCCUUUGCAAGGAUGCGAUCAGUUUUUGCAAAUUUAUGACAAUUUCCUAUGAAUGCGUUGCGAAGCCAUUCUCAAUAGAUUCGUAUAGUAUUAGUGAGCUUUUCUCAACGUGGAAGUGCAGUGCUCCUUUUUCACAUUGAAUUUUGGAAUAUUGUAAAUAAAAGUUCCCGAUCCCUCCGGUCGAGCAACCUGAACAAGAAAUUUAAGUCUUCUUAUUUAUACACGAUGGUUCCUACAAAAUACUGUCAUCUGACGCAUUCAAAUUGUAAUGGUGUCAUGUCCGAACGGUUCAUUUCUUGUCUUAGCACGAUAGCGACUUUAGAUAGACUAGAGCAAUCUGGUAUUAGGUAGUCAAGGGAGAGAAGGCAAAACAAAAUAGGAAUAAGAUAACCGUACCAUGCUCGUGAGAAAAUAGAGAAAGAAUAUCCCUUUUCCAAACUAUGUUUCCGUUUUCUCAAUGGUGUAAAAGAAAAAGAAAUCCGCAUUACCACAACUCACCCACCCCAAGUAAGAUAUGUUCUGUUGGAAACAAUAAAAAUCCUUUGCUCCAACCGA
This is a messenger RNA of Anopheles aquasalis, 2704 nucleotides long. It is a transcript of the gene sqd, whose product is annotated as RNA-binding protein squid. Gene Ontology annotation, cellular component: chromatin; nucleoplasm. The record is from RefSeq and is a predicted model, not a curated record. Lineage: Eukaryota; Metazoa; Arthropoda; Insecta; Diptera; Culicidae. Gene Ontology annotation, molecular function: RNA binding. Gene Ontology annotation, biological process: regulation of gene expression.